Messenger RNA from Colletotrichum aenigma, 2790 nucleotides. RefSeq lists its product as uncharacterized. Lineage: Eukaryota; Fungi; Ascomycota; Sordariomycetes; Glomerellales; Glomerellaceae. The record is from RefSeq and is a predicted model, not a curated record. The coding region runs from base 1 to 2790 and encodes 929 amino acids. The transcript is spliced from 2 exons.
AUGGAUGACUGGGAUAGAGGCAUUCCUAUGGAGCCAACGUCGGGUGACGAUCUCCCUUCUUGGGAUCAAUACGCUCCCGACCACGAUAAUGAUAACCAUGGCAUCGCAAACAACACCGACGAGGUCAAUAUCUAUGAUUUCUUCGAUACGAAAGAUAUCGUCGAGGACGCCGACACUACGCACGACAACCUCCAGGACGACCUCGAUAACGGGUCCGGAUCACAGGAAGAUGUUUACGCGCCGACUUCCCAACCCGCUUUCACUCUGAAGGCCGACAUGACGCAUGUCGAGCGCCGCCGCUAUUCUCAGUUCCUUCUUCAUGAUAUUCGAAACGAACUUUCAGACGGAGACACCCUAGUUUUUGUUGACUUCCCGGCCCCUACGAAGCCUGCCGAUAAUGUCGACUGCUUCGUCUAUGCCUGGAACUCGGUGGAGUUUCGCAUGCACUCUGAGAAGCUCAAGGCAACCGGAUCAUCCAAGUUUGCUGAAAUGCUGAGUCCCACGUACCAAUACCGCAUUAUGCGUCGGCGAAAGCUGGUCAAUAAGCUCCCCGACGGUAUCAAGUUCGUCCUCGAUCUGACCCCACCAUCUGAGGGUGACGAUCUCGUAUUCCAGAUGACCGAAGUCUCCCUGACACCCGGUAUCAUAAACUGGUGGAUGGCGUACGACAAGUACGGCACUGACGAUUACGUUGUUUCUGGACACGAUGACAUAUGUGGUUGUUGGAAGGAUCCUCAGCCGGAAGACAGUGAUAAGGCCACUGCAACGGCAAAGCCAGGUUCCACGCCCAACGGCAUGGUCUCACGUCAGAUCACAGAGAAGACAGAUGUUGCAAUGGAACGCGCGAUCGAGACAGCAAUCGCACAGAGCCUACGAGAGACUGGUCCACAGACUGCAAAGUCCUCGGAGAGGACAUGCACAUCCACCAAAGGAGCCGCUGCUAGAUUGCUGGAGAAGAAGUCCAAGAAGGAUCUAACACCUGAGCCGGUUCCGUCAUGGCGUCGGAUUCCUGACUACUGCGCUGUCCGCCACCGCGUGAACAUCCUCCGCCUGAUGUACAUGAUUUCCGACAAGCGAGUUCUUGUUGACUCUGCCCCUCGAGUUUGGACUUUGGUGGCUGUCGCGAAGAUUCUGGAUUGCACGCAUGUCGUCCGUGACCAGGUUCUUCAAUGGCUCAUGAGCGCUAACAAUACCAUGUUCAUUGAAGUUCUUCCUGAAGAAAGCUUACAGAUUGGUGUAGCCUUACAGUCAGAGGAUGUCACCCGUUCUGCAUUCCGAAUCCUGGUCAAUGAGUUGGCCAUCGAAGAAGCUGCUGCUCCCAAUGGAGUGCCCAAGGCCGCCACUUACACAGUGUUUGGCCGCAGACGUCACGAUCCCGGCGACGAUCUCAAUAACCUCAUUCAGCAUGCUGCUCGAGCCAUGGUUGAGCGUGUCUCGCGGCCUGUAAAGCAAUUGAUGAGCGACACCAUCUUCGAUGACCUGCAAAUACCGGAGUGGAUUCGCCUGAACGAGCUCAUCGUCAUGUUCUCGAGCCUUCCCGACGAUCAGACCUGUCUAGCAGCCAAGGAGAAGGCCAUUAAAUUGGCCGAAGCCUUGAAGAAGGUUUGGAAAACCCAGGUGGUCAUCGAAGUAAUCGGCAAAUUGCUGGACGCCGACCGGCUGAACAGAAUUGACGAUCAUCGCGCGACUUACGUCGAUAUCCAGCACUUCAAUCGUUUUGAAUUGACGUAUAACUACUUCAACGACGUCCAAAAGGCACUAUGUCCUUUCAUAUACGACAAUAUUAGGGACAAGUGGGGAAAUUUGACGUGGACUUUCAACUUAUUCACGGUCGGAACGAAGAACCUGAACUUAUAUCAUUUGGCCACCGAAUUGUGGAUCGCCACGCAAAAUGUACUCACCAGUCAUCCUUCCUUCAGACGCGAUCCGGCUUGGAGGGCAGUCUUGAAUCUUGGGCCGGGGGGGGCGUUGAUGGUUUCGCAACACGCCUUCGAUACGGAGUCUUUCCAAGAAAAUCUCAAGUCGCUCCUCCACCCAUUCAGUCAGGAUUCAGUUCGCAUCGGAUUUGAAAUCCCCAUGAAUAUGACCGGUCAUCUUCUACUGACACUGACGAACAAUGAGUACAAGUUCCUCCCUCUUUGGGCCGGUGGAAACGACGACGGCACGGGCGGUGUGUUUGAGCCAUCUCUUCCCCCAGCCGAAUAUGGGCCGGCAGGGCCUGGACCGGCUUACCACACUGGAAUCUCGAUUGCAUCAGAUGCGUCGAGCACGGCUGGUUCUGUGAGCAGCGUCUUGAGAGAGCUGCGUUUGGAAGGGGGCAGUAGCGUAGGACCCGGUAGUGUGGAUGUCCAGGACGGCAUAUCCACGGUCUUCAAUCGAGGCAAGGUCAUAGCCGACGAUGUCUCAAUGCGCUCAGAGUCUUUCACUGAUGGCGGGUACGAUUUUACCGACGCAAAGUACGCCAUUCCUACAGAUGGACAAUCUAUCGCCAACGCAGUGGGUGCAGUCGUGCUCGAGGAGACUUCUGAGCAGUCGGAUGCCGACACGUUGAACUUUGAAGACGAAGAUGUCGAUGACUUGGAUGAAGUCAUGACGGAGAUUGGGCCGGAAGAGAGUCGGUCUAGGGAGGUAACCCCUGAGUACAUCGUUGCUGCAGGGUCCGCGACGGACAGUCGCGACCUGUCCGCUUUGCACAAUGACGGCACAGAGACUGUUUCUACGCCGUCGGUCAUCGCUACACUAUCUGUCUGCUCUGCGGAUGAGGGAGACGAUGAUUUAAUCAUGGUUUAG